GAUCGGCAAGCUAUGGCUUCCAGACUUCGUCUGCAUCGUCAUCCUCAGCAACACAGCCGAUCCUACGACAAGGUUGCCGGACUUUAAAAGACAUCAUGGUGCCCUCGGUCUAUCAAUGUCCGACUUUAUUUUUAUUCUCCAAGAUUCAAAUACUGUCGAUUCCUCCUAGCAUCGCAACAUUCUUCCCAUUGAAGCAUCACUAUCACCAUGUCGUAUCCUAAAGCCCACGACCUCAACUGCCUGACUAUUGGCGAACUUGAAGCGCUAGCUACCCAACGCAUGGACAAGCUGACGCGCGACUACUACAAUGAAGGCGCAGACUCCGGCUCCACGUUAGCAGAAAACAUAUCCGCGUACCAGAAAUACCGCAUCCGCCCUCGCGUGCUGCGCGACAUCUCUUCCAUCGACACCAGUGUCAACAUUUUUGGCCACAAGAACAGCAUUCCGUUAGGUGUCGCGCCAACCGCUAUGCAAUGCCUUGCGCAUCCCGACGGCGAACAUGCAACAGCCCGCGCGUGCAAGAAGAUGGAUAUUGUCAUGGGCUUGAGCAGUUUCAGUACAAGUACUAUUGAAGAGGUGAAAGAAUCUUUAGGGACUGAACAUCCGGCGGCGCUUCAAUUGUAUCUUUUUGAAGAGCGGGAGCAAAGCAGGAAGAUGAUCCAAAGGGCUAAGAAGGCUGGGUACAAGGCCGUGCUUUUGACGGUCGACACGCCUCUGCUUGGGAGGAGAAACUUGGAAAUUAGGAACCAGUUCAAGUUGCCGAAACACCUCCGGGUCGCAAACUUCACGCUCGGUCAGAAUAACAACCAAAUGGACAGUAUUGAAGAGAAAGAUGUAGAACUAAACACCAGUACCGCUGGCAGCGGAGCCGGCCACGACAGCAGCUCUAAGCGUGCGCCGCCUACAGGAUCUAUAACCUUCCACUCCCACGCUCCCAAUCCGACACUGACCUGGGAUCGCGACAUUGAGUGGUUAAAGCAGGAAUGCUACCCCGAAAUGGAAGUCUGGGUAAAGGGCAUUGCCACUGCCGAAGACGCCCUGCUAGCCUGCCAGCACCGUGUCGACGGCAUAAUUGUUUCAAACCACGGCGGUCGGCAACUCAACGGCGCGCUCGCAACUCUCGAUGCGUUGCCCGAAGUCGUGGACGCUGUGCGCUCCCAACCUAAUAGAGUUCCCGUUCACGUGGACGGGGGGAUACGACACGGCACCGAUGUGUUCAAGGCAUUAGCGCUCGGCGCAGACUUUGUGUGGGUUGGACGGCCGGUGCUUUGGGGAUUGGCAUACAAGGGAGAGGAAGGCGUGGAACUCUGCUUGAAGUUGCUCAGUGAUGAGUUCAAAUUAUGUAUGGGGCUUGCUGGAGUGACAAAGGUAGAGGACAUUGGGAAGGAGUAUCUGGUCAAGAUUGACAGGAGUGGGUUUGUCAGUCGUUUGUAAGAGCGUAUUUGUAAAGCCUUAGCCAAGGGUGUAUGUCAUCGCGCAUGGGCAAUUUCCAAGGAUUCAUGGGCCAAUAUCUGUGUCAGCCUAGAGACCCUCGUUCUCUGUCUAAUCUUCUGCUGCAACCAGGCUCUGUUUGCCUUACAAGCGAACGAGGGUCAUAGCUUGAGGAGAGCAGUCAAUAAGAAGCCAUAAGGGUCUCCGAAACCCUCGAUUUCUAUCCAG
Messenger RNA from Cucurbitaria berberidis CBS 394.84, 1659 nucleotides. Its product is annotated as FMN-dependent alpha-hydroxy acid dehydrogenase. Bases 208 to 1434 code for a protein of 408 amino acids. The transcript has a single exon. The record is from RefSeq and is a predicted model, not a curated record. Gene Ontology annotation, molecular function: oxidoreductase activity; FMN binding. NCBI's taxonomy places the organism in Eukaryota, Fungi, Ascomycota, Dothideomycetes, Pleosporales, Cucurbitariaceae.